CCGGGUUCUUUCUGACCUGAACUGCUAGAGAAAUCCUCAAGUCUUCAACAAGUGACUGUGUGAAGUUGUAGAAGAAUGGCAUUUCCCGAAAAACGGCAAACUUUUAGCUGAAAUGUAAAACAACCCGUGCACAUGUGUCCAUCGUAAAACGCCGAAAUAAACUUCAUCUAGAGAGAAGGAUUUUAGCGUUUUUUUUUUUUUUGGGAGUUUUUAAAUAUAUUUUUCAUAAUCCUCGAUGGAGUACAGAGUGGGCGGCAUUCCAGCCAGUGACCUGCAGCAGGGCUACAUGCAGCACGACCGUAUGCUCAGAGCCCAGAGCAACGGGACCGGGAAAUAUGGAGUAAGCAUUCGUGUUCAGGGGAUUGACGGGCACCCCUACGUCGUGCUGAACAACCGGGACAGGGGGUCUCAGUACGGGGGUCCCGAGGAUGAUGGGUACAUGGACAGAGACACAGAGGGCUCCUUCAUUGACAACUACGAUGAGUACGACUUCAAAGGGAACGUCGAGCCACGCACUGGGAGUCCAUUUAUGGAGUACAGGUCCCAGAAGCAGAUGCAGUUUGUGAGCUCCCACAAUGGUGUGACCGAGUUCAGGGAGUCCCAACGUAAGUCUUCCUCCACCCUGCUGAACUUCCAGAAGCACCCAGAGCUCCUUAAGCCUUAUGACCCUGAAAGCAACUCCUUGAACUUGGACGAGUAUCGUGGCCUCCGUCCUCGCCCGGCCUCCUUUGCAGAGACAGGAACUCCAUACCAGAGUUCUCUUCCCAGGGCCUCCUCCCCAAUCGUCUCCCAUGCUAGGUCCUCCAGCCUGGACAAGCCUAGCACCCCAGAGCCCCCAGAGCGCUUGGAAAGAGUUCCACAGCUGCCCCAGGCCCAACCCCAGGUUAAAUCCCACCCUCAAGCACAACCACAGACCCCGCCUCAGAGUCCAGCUGUGGCUAACACCCCCAGUGACCCAUCCACCUGCAGAUCUCCCAGCAGCAGUACCAGCUCCAGCCUGGAGCGCGGUCGGCGUGAGCCAGAUGUCCUGCCUCUUCGCAGGCACGACUCCAGUGGCCCCGUGCUGCAAACCUCCACCUCCUCUGCUGCCAACAGGCCACUCCCUGAUGAGCACCAGCAGGAGGCACUCUAUGCCGACACGAUCAACCGGCACCAGAACCGCCGCUACAUCCCGUUCAUGCCUGGCACGGGUCGUGACAUCGAUACAGGAUCCAUCCCCGGUGUGGAUGAACUCAUUCACAAAUUUGAUGGUAAAGACAGUCCCCAGCGCAGGGGUCGAGCAGGGCGCAGGAACCGAAUCGACCCUGAGGACCGCAAGCGCUCUCGUAGUGUAGACAGCGCUUUCCCUUUCGGUUUGAGAGGGGAUGCAGACACCCUUUGCCAGGUCAGUAAGUGCCACGGCCGAUCUAUAGAACACGUGCUGCGCCCCUCCCAGCUCCGGCAGCAGAAAGGAGCUCAGUGCCAGGACCCCGGCCUGAAAGAGAACCCGUCCAACCCAGCCUCUCCUGCUGGGAGCAAAUUCAACAGCAGGGGCCCAAUGCAGUACAGCAGCGCUCCAGGUUCACCACAAGGCACAGUCGCCAAAGGAACAACCUCAGUGUUGGGGUACAGGAAAACACUGAGCAGGUCCUCCACGUUGCCAUCUGACGGGAAGGGAGAUGAUCAAGAAAAAUCUGCCCGAUCAGUCAAAGUGUUGACCAGCAUGACGGCAGCAUCUCUGUCCAAUUCUUCUGGGGGCUCUGGCAAAAAGCUCAGUUCAGAAAGGGAUGCUCAGGCAACUCCUGAUAUUUUGAAAGGUCAGGAAGAGCUUUCACAACAAACAAACGAAGAGACGGCAAAACAGAUAUUAUUCAAUUACCUCAAGGAUGGGAGUGCAGAUAACGAUGACACCACAAAGAAGAAGGUCAACCUGGUCUUUGAGAAAAUCCAGACGCUGAAGUCCAGGGCAGCAGGGAGCAUGCAGGGAGACUGUAAAGCCCCUGAUGAGACUACAGAGGUGACGGUGCUGCAAGAGCAGAGGGAUGAAUUGGAUAAAAAGGUCACAGAGCUGAAAAACCAGUUGGAGGAGGAAACGAAGAAGCAGAGGAGUCUCACAGAGGCUAGCGAGAAGGCGGGGGCAGACCUGAGGGAGGUGCAGGGGGAGCUGGAGAAGAGUCGAGAGGAGUGCGCCCGGCUCCAGGAGAAGCUCUCCAGCACAGAGGCUGAACUCCAGGCCACUCUGGAGGAGCUGUUCCAGGUGAAGAUGGAAAGGGAGCAGUUCCAGACAGAGAUCAGGGACCUGCAGGACCAGCUGUCAGAGAUGCAUGACGAGUUGGACGGAGCCAAGCGAGCUGAGACUGACAGCGGAGAGAAAGAGGCCUUGCUGGAGGACAUGAUGCAGCUAAAACUGGACUUCCAAGAGGUGCUGCUAGAGAAAGAGGAGCAGGAGGAGGUGCUGAGGAGGCGGGAGCGUGAGCUGACUGCCCUCAAAGGGGCCCUGAAGGAGGAAGUGGCCACUCAUGACCUGGAAGUGGAUAAACUGAGGGACCAGUAUGAGCAGGAAAUCUGCAAGCUGCAGACAUCUGUGGAGGAGGCCAAGCAGAGCAGUGUCUCGGCAUGUCGGGAGAAGAAGGAGUCCGAGAUGGUGCGAAGUGUGGCGGAGGACAGGGCGGGGCGACUGACCCAGGAGGGCGAGCGGCUGCGCAGGCGAGUCCAGGAGCUGGAGAACGAGGUGGCCAAACUCAACCGCAUCAUCGAUGAGGCCAAGCUGCAGGAGCGCCGACUGACUGAGAGACUGGGACGGCUGGAGAAAGAAAAGACGGAGCUGGAGGAGUCUCUUGCGGAGGUGAAGGAGCAGGAGGAGGAGUUGUUGCAUGCUAACAGAGCUUUAACCACACGCUUGGAGGAUGUGCAGAGAAACUUGACCAAACUGAACCACGACCACAAGGAUCUGAACGAGAGACUGAGGGAGGAGAAGAAUCAGAAGGAGCAGUUCAAGAAAACAAAGAACGAGAUCGAGGAGGAGCGGAGACUUCUUGACCGCACUGUGGAGAAGCUCCAGAAAGAGAUGAGCGACAUUGUGGACGCCUCUGAGACGUCCACCCAGGAGCUGCAGCUGCAGAUUGACGAGUACAAGGAGAAGAACCGCAGGGAGCUCACCGAGCUCCAGAGGCAGCUCCGAGACAAGGGGGUGGAGCUGGAGAAGUCCCGGCUGGCGGCCAAGAAACUGCAGGAAGAGCUGUCCCUCCUGGAGGAUGACCUGCGGCAGUGUAAGAGGGAGCGGGACGACAUGCUGGAGAGGGGGAAGAAUCUGGAGCAGAGUGUGCUAGACCUGGAAGCAGAGGUGGACGCCAAAUCGCACGCCAAGGACGACAGGUCUCGGCAGAUCAAGCUCAUGGAGGACAGGAUUACUCAGCUGGAGCAGGACCUGGAAGAGGAGAGGGCCAGUGGGGACCUGCUGAUGGACAGAAUUGACCGGGGACGAGAUCAGGCGGAGCAAAUGAGGAAUGAACUCCUGCAAGAGAGGGCUGCCAGACAGGACCUGGAGUGUGACAAGAUCGCGCUGGAGAGACAGAAUAAAGACCUGAAAAGCAGAGUGUCCCACCUGGAGACCUCCCAGAAAUCCAACAAGGAGGGCCGUGUGUCCCAGCUGGAGUGCAGGAUUCAGGAGCUGGAGGAGAGGCUGGAGGGAGAGGAGAGGGACCGUGCCAACCUGCAGCUGAUGAACCGCAAGCUGGAGAGGAAGGUGAAGGAGAUGAUGAUGCAGGUGGACGAUGAGAACCACUCGCUGCAGGACCAGAAGGACCAGCUGAACCUGCGCCUGAAGGCCUUGAAGCGGCAGAUGGACGAGGCGGAGGAGGAGAUCGACCGGCUGGAGCACGGCAAGAAGAAGCUUCAGAGGGACCUGGACGAGCAGCUGGAGGUCAACGAUCAGCUCCAGGGCCAGCUCAAAGCCCUGCGCAAUGAGAUGAGGCGCAAGAAUGCUCCUGUCUCGUUACUGCAUAGUCUUGAUGAUGACGAUGAUGAUGACCUCAGCACCGAUGGGGAGAUAUACUACAGUUCUACAUCUGGGUACAAAAGGUCCAGCCAGGACCCCACUGCAUGAACAUGUUGUUUUGGUGAUGGACACUGCAUGUAGCUGGACCCCAGUCUGGGCUGGUCCAGGUGACGGGGAAAAUGGAACGACUGGAACGACACCCCACAAAGCCCGUCUGGCCCUGUGCUGGCAUGGGUGUGGCCUGAGUGCAUCAUAACACUCCACAGAGUCUAAUGCCUGGUUACAGUAUGCUUACAGGCUUGAAUUUCAUUUCCUGUUUAGGAUAAACUAAUACCUUCAUUCUUAUUAUUAUUAUUGUUAUUAUUAUUAUUAAGCUUUAUGUCAAGUAUAACAUCCUAGUUUAAGUUCAAUAAAUGGUCAUUUUAAAUUUUGUACAUAAAGAAAAAUCACAACCACUUUUUGUUUGUAUCCAACUAUUGCUCUAUGAACUGGAAAACAAACUGUGAGGCUUUGUUAAUUCAGAAUGAUAUAUUUAUUUACUGUUGACUAUAUGACGGAACUAGAAAGUGAAGGUGCAUGUUUUUAAGGGAAAUUGACAUGAGGGAUUAAUCAUAUUACAAUUCAUUUUAAUUCAUUUAUGAAAAUACAAAGUCAUUUUUGGAACUUCUAAUAAAUGCAUGCGAUUUUGAAACUGCAAACCCACAAAUACAAGUAAUCCAUUUCAUUUAUGUAAAAACCUUUCUUGAAAAGUUAUUUAUAAAAAGAAAAAAUUAAAUGAAUAAACAAGGCUAAGUUUAAUGUCAACCCGCUGAACCAAAUUAAUGCAUGAUAUAAAAGUACAUAGAAAUGAAAACCAUGUAAGCUUGCUGAUUACUUCAAUGGCCUCAUACCAUGCCAUUGUAUAUAACAGUUUUAUUCAGGUUUAUAAAUCAGGUCUAACAAACUGGAUGAUGAUUUAUGUGACUGACCUUCAUUUAUUAAACAAAAAAGAAUAUAUUUAUAUUUUAAUGACAGUUUCAUUUCACUCAGCUGGAAAAUGUUUGACUAAAAUGUCCUUGAUCUUUCUCUGGCCAGCUUGUUUUGUGCUACAGAAAUAUGACACCUUCACAAUUAGAAGGCAAUGUUCUUAACUUCACAGCUAAGUCAGGGUUUCUCAAUAUUAUGCUCUAAACAUUCCUUUGAAAUUGAAUUAGCCCUCCUACCAACCUUACCUUUCAAAAUAAAAAACGUGGGAAACUGUUGCAGUUAUCUCCUAAGGUGAGUUUGGUGACAGAAAACACAGUAUUAACUUUUGGUCCAGUCCACCUGCUUCCAUAAAGAAAAGUGUAUGUGUGUAUGUGCGUGUGUGGGGGCAUGUAUGUCUGCAUGUGGGCAUGCAUGCGUGCAUGCUGGUCUGUGUGUGUGUGUGUGCGUGCGUGCACGCACAUUUGUGUGCAUACAUGCAAACAUAUUUUGUGUAUUGGGGUGACUCUUCUGCAAGUUUUGUAAUGAGGGAGUUUCUGUAGAAGUGCUAUAUUGACAAUCGCUGACCUGUUUCAACACUGUGAUGAUUUGCACUGUUUGUUGGCUUCAUUUAUGGAUGAGCCAAACACCACCAUUGCCAUUUAGGGCAGAACAAGCUUUUAGUUCUGACUCCUUGAUUCAUUUAGGGAAGGAGUUAAGAAGGAAAAAAAAAACAAAAAACUUGCCACUACCUCUGUACUUAACUAUAUUGCAACCGUGCAAAGGCUUAAAACUGUGUCAAUGUAUAAUAAAGUUGUUAUUAGCUAAA
Molecule: messenger RNA, 5747 nt
Organism: Anguilla anguilla (European eel)
Lineage: Eukaryota; Metazoa; Chordata; Actinopteri; Anguilliformes; Anguillidae
Gene: cgnl1
Product: cingulin-like 1
Exons: 19
Coding region: 236-4084 (1282 amino acids)
Cellular component (GO): myosin complex
Source: RefSeq, a predicted model, not a curated record